Messenger RNA from Cyprinus carpio (common carp), 2712 nucleotides. It is a transcript of the gene xpo5, whose product is annotated as exportin-5-like. Gene Ontology annotation, cellular component: nucleus; RNA nuclear export complex; cytoplasm. The transcript is spliced from 26 exons. The record is from RefSeq and is a predicted model, not a curated record. Gene Ontology annotation, molecular function: nuclear export signal receptor activity; RNA binding. The coding region runs from base 55 to 2478 and encodes 807 amino acids. Lineage: Eukaryota; Metazoa; Chordata; Actinopteri; Cypriniformes; Cyprinidae. Gene Ontology annotation, biological process: RNA export from nucleus; protein export from nucleus.
GGCCGCAGCACUGGCCUGACAUGCUUAAGGAGUUUGGACUGGGCCCUUACUGCUAUGGGGGACGCUCAGACGGAACUUGUAAUGCUUGUCCUACUGCGGUUAGCUGAGGAUGUGAUCACAUUUCAGACAUUACCCACACAAAGACGGCGAGAUAUCCAACACACCCUUACACAGAAUAUGGACAGUAUCUUCACCUUCCUGCUUGGCAUACUGCAGCUCCAUGUGAAUGAGUACAAGAAGAUGAACUGCAUUGCUGGUCAGGAAUUGAAGGCAAAAGCUCACUGGCGAGUUGGUGUAGCCACUCUCAAUACUCUAGCUGGCUACAUUGAUUGGGUUGCUCUGGUCCACAUCACCAAUGAUAACUGCCAUCUUUUGGAGAUCUUCUGCCUGUUGCUGAGCGAACCUGAGCUUCAGUUGGAAGCUGCAGAGUGUUUGCUAAUUGCCAUUAGUAGGAAAGGAAAGUUAGAGGAGAGGAAGCCAUUCAUGGUACUUUUUGACGAAGUUGCCAUGAACUACAUCCUGUCUGCUGCACAGUCAGCAGGUGGUGCAGCUCUCUGUAACCAAUCAUCAGGCGGCAUUGUGGAAAGAAGAUACACUUUUUUGAAGAGGCUGUGUCAAGUUCUCUGUGCCCUGGGUAGCCAAAUCUGCUCUUUAGUGGGUUCCGAUAUUGAAGUACAAGUUCCUGUUAAUCUGGAUAAAUACAUGGAAGCUCUUUUUGCCUUCACUACACAUCCUAGCCAGUUUCUGAGGUCGUCCACGCAAAUGACCUGGGGAAACCUAUUCCGACAUGAAAUUUUAUCAAAGGAUCCUGUAGUUGGCCAGAUGGCGAUAUAUUUAAGAGCAGCAAGGAUCAAUCUUGUUAAAACUGGAUUUCCCUCCAAGAAUGAUUGUCCAGGUUGUGAAUUCUCUAGAGUGGACUUUGAUAGUGAUGAAGAUUUCAACUGCUCCUUUAAUUCUUUCAGGGCUCAGCAGGGAGAAGCAGUUCGUCUGGCUUGUAAAAUUGUCCCAUUUGAGGCCUUCCGUAUUGCAAGGGAAUGGGUGCAGUAUCAGAUCUGCACACCAAUAGAUACUGGAAAUACAACAUCUAAAACAGAGAAGGGUGUCUGUUCUGCUCUGUCUCCGUCAGCGGUUCAAUGGGAUGCCAUGACAUUCUUCACAGAAAGUGUGUUUGGACAGCUCUUCAAAAUUCUUGAAAAGGAGAAAAUUCCCAUAGAUGAGGGUAUGGAGCUGCUGCAGAUGGUUGUACACUAUGAGACAAGUGAUCCUCUCAUUCUGUCCUGUGUUCUUACCAUCAUAUCCACUCUCUUUCCCUUCGUCACACACCAACCACACUUCCUGCCUCAAGUACUCUUUAAGAUAUUUCCUUCAAUCACAUUUGAAUUGGUUGAAGAAUGCAAGGCACCUCGAACGCGAGCUGUUAAGAAUCUCAGAAGACAUGCCUGUUCUUCCAUCAUUAGGAUAUGUCGAGAUUAUUCAGAUUUUAUGCUGCCAUGCUUCGACCUGAUGUAUGAGCAUGUGAAAAGGUUGUUCUCCAAUGAGCUGCUGCUGACACAAAUGGAGAAGUGUGCUCUUAUGGAAGCCUUGAUAUUAAUCAGCAAUCAGUUUAAAGACUAUAACAAGCAGAAAGCCUUUCUAAAAGAACUCAUGGCAGCUGUUACUGCACAGUGGCUGUCAGAGGAGAUGAAGAGUGUGUUAUUGGACCCUGCUACCUUCUUGGCAUAUGUUGGUGCUGAUCAGGUGAUCAGUGAUGCUGACACAGAGGAUCAGAUGGGUAUCAACAGGUCACGGAUUAGUUUUUGUGUGAACACCAUACUUGGGGUUGUAAAGCGUGCUCGUUGGCCUGCUAAUCCUGAGGAGGCAAAAGCAGGAGGCUUUGUGGUCAGCACAACCUCUGAUGGGGCCCCUAUCUACAGAAACCCUUGUGCGGAGCCCCUGCAGGCCUUGCUGCCUAACCUUUUUGCUCUCAUCAGGACUCAAAAUAGCUUGUUCUUACCAGAGAACAUCAACCGGCUUGGCAAAACUUUUACAAGGGUCUAUGAUAUUAUGGAUAUGGAGAAGAAUUUUGCUUUAGGAAUUCCUCAACCACUUUUAGAUGCCUACGACUCUUCAGCAUACAGAAACAUUGCUGAACGCAUGCAAGGCUUCUUCUCCUCACUCUAUGAUAACUGUUACCACGUGCUUGGGAAUGCAGGUCCCUGCAUGCAGCAAGACUUUUAUGCAAUAGAAGGCUUGGCAGAGCAGAUUGUUGGUUCUGCAUUUACCCAUCUAGACAGUGUUCCAGACCACAGGCUCCGCCCCUUAGUUCGUCUGUUCAUGAAGCAGCUGGUGAUGUCCUGUCCUCGUGAUUAUUAUGACAGCCUCCUCAAUCCUUUGCUGGGCCCACUGUUUACCUAUCUGCUGCAGAGACUGAACUUUCGGUGGCAGAUCAUCAACCAACGGACCAGUCUGUGUGCUCGGGAGGAGGAUGAGGCUUACUAAGAGAACCUUGUCACUCAGGAAGUGGUGGAAGAGCAGCUGUUGCGGCUGGUCACACGGGAAGUCAUGGACCUUCUAAGUGUGACUUGCAUUACAAGAAAAUUUCCAGAGCUAUCUGCAAACAAAGAGGAAGUAGAUGACGAGGAGAUGGUGUCUAUGGACUCCUCACAGGGAAUUCAAAUGAAUACACCUUCAGAUGAGCUCUCAGAAUUGGGCAAGUGCCUUCUCCAGAAUGAG